This is a messenger RNA of Cuculus canorus (common cuckoo), 2922 nucleotides long. It is a transcript of the gene PDE6C, whose product is annotated as phosphodiesterase 6C. The transcript has 23 exons. NCBI's taxonomy places the organism in Eukaryota, Metazoa, Chordata, Aves, Cuculiformes, Cuculidae. Gene Ontology annotation, molecular function: protein binding; 3',5'-cyclic-nucleotide phosphodiesterase activity. The coding region runs from base 212 to 2752 and encodes 846 amino acids. The record is from RefSeq and is a predicted model, not a curated record. Gene Ontology annotation, biological process: signal transduction; visual perception.
AAGAAGAUGCUAAGCCAGUGCCUUCUGUCAUGCUUCAAGAGUUUUAGAAGGCUUAGAAGCCAUAGAGGAAGGUGAAUGUACUAUGCUUGUGAGCUAUACAAGAUGUACAAAGUACUGUUUUCUUACUAGUAUAAGGUUAGAACUUCAAGCUACCACUCUUGCUUGGAUGGUGAUGCGGUUCUAAAAGAAAUCCUAAGAAGAAUCAGCAAAAAUGGGUGAGGUAAAUAAAGAUGAUGUUGAAAAAUACUUGGAGAACAACCCCCAGUUUGCCAAGGAGUAUUUCGACCGAAAAUUGAGGGCAGAAGUGCUGGGAAGUAUCUUUAAAGUGAGCGCUGGAGAUGUGAAGGAAGGAGUCAGCUUCAAAGACAUGUCCCGUCUGGAGGAAUGUAACAUACUUUUUGAGCUGCUAACAGAAAUCCAAGAUGAAGCAGGCACUAUGGAAAAGAUUGUGCACAAGGCCCUGCAGAGGUUGGCACAGCUGCUGGCAGCUGAUCGGUGUAGUAUGUUUAUUUGUCGUGCCCGAAAUGGUAUUCCAGAGGUAGCAACCAGGCUUCUUGAUGUCACUCCAACUUCCAGCUAUGAGCAGAAUUUGGUGAAUCCAGACAACGAGACUGUUUUUCCUUUGGAUAUCGGGAUAGCGGGAUGGGUUGCUCAUACCAAGAAGUUUUUUAAUAUACCUGAUGUAAAAAAGAACAACCAUUUUUCUGACUUUAUGGACAAAAAAACUGGUUAUACAACACUCAGUAUGAUGGCAACCCCAAUUGUGCAGGGUAAAGAGGUGCUCGCUGUUGUGAUGGCACUCAACAAAGUAAAUGCCACUGAGUUCUCAAAAGAGGAUGAAGAGGUGUUUAAAAAAUACCUCAGUUUUAUAUCUUUGGCCCUAAGACACCAUCAUACUGCGUACCUCUACAACAUUGAAUCCCGAAGAAGUCAGAUGCUCUUGUGGUCUGCCAACAAAGUAUUUGAAGAGUUAACAGAUAUAGAGCGGCAGUUUCACAAAGCACUGUAUACUAUUCGAAUGUAUUUGAAUUGUGAAAGAUAUUCUGUCGGUCUGCUGGACAUGACUAAAGAGAAGGAGUUCUACGAUGAGUGGCCAAUCCGGCUAGGGGAGGCAGAGCCUUACAAAGGCCCCAAGACACCAGAUGGACGAGAAGUCAACUUUUAUAAGAUUAUUGACUACAUUUUACAUGGAAAAGAAGAAAUCAAAGUCAUUCCGUCACCUCCAGCAGAUCACUGGUGUCUUGUCAGUGGACUGCCAACCUAUGUUGCAGAAAAUGGAUUUAUUUGUAACAUGAUGAAUGCACCAGCAGAUGAAUAUUUCGCAUUUCAGAAAGGAGCAGUGGAUGAGACUGGAUGGGUUAUAAAAAAUGUCCUGUCAUUGCCUAUUGUCAACAAAAAAGAAGAAAUUGUGGGAGUUGCAACAUUUUACAAUAGGAAAGAUGGAAAACCUUUUGACGAGUAUGACGAACAGAUCAUUGAAACUCUUACACAGUUCCUGGGGUGGUCUGUUUUAAAUACUGACACAUAUGACAAAAUGAACAAGCUUGAAAACAGGAAAGACAUUGCUCAGGAAAUGCUCAUGUACCAAACAAAGGCCACUCCUGCCGAAGUUGAAUCUAUACUGAAAUACAAGGAGAAAUUAAAUGUAAAUAAUAUAGAAGAAUGUGAGCAAAAGGAUCUUAUCAGGAUUUUGAAGGAAGAAUUACCUGAUCCAAAAGAUUUAGAACUGUAUGAAUUCCGCUUCAGUGACUUUCCUGUUACAGAGCACGGCCUGAUAACUUGUGGAAUACGACUGUUCUUCGAGAUAAAUGUUGUUGAAAAGUUCAAAGUCCCAGCUGAGGUCCUUACAAGAUGGAUGUACACAGUCAGGAAGGGUUAUCGAGAUAUCACUUACCAUAACUGGCGACAUGGCUUCAACGUGGGACAAACAAUGUUUACUCUGCUGAUGACAGGCAAAAUAAAGAAAUACUAUACUGAUCUAGAAGCCUUUGCCAUGGUUGCUGCUGCUUUCUGCCAUGACAUUGAUCACAGAGGGACCAAUAACUUGUAUCAAAUGAAGUCAGCAGCUCCACUGGCAAAACUUCAUGGCUCUUCCAUUUUAGAAAGGCAUCACCUAGAGUACAGUAAAACCCUACUGCAAGAUGAGAGUUUAAACAUCUUCCAGAACCUAAAUAAGCGUCAAUUUGAAACUGUUCUACACUUAUUUGAAGUUGCAAUAAUAGCAACUGACUUGGCUUUGUAUUUCAAGAAACGAACUAUGUUUCAAAAGAUUGUGGAUGCAAUUGAAAAAAUGGAAACAGAAGAGGAGGCAAUUAAAUAUAUAUCUAUCGACCCAACCAAAAAAGAAGUCAUCAUGGCUAUGAUGAUGACUGGAUGUGACCUGUCUGCUAUAACCAAGCCUUGGGAAGUGCAAAGUAAGGUUGCCCUCAUGGUUGCAAAUGAAUUCUGGGAGCAAGGUGACCUGGAACGAACUGUGCUACAGCAACAACCAAUUCCUAUGAUGGACAGAAACAAAGGAGAUGAACUUCCUAAGCUCCAAGUUGGUUUCAUAGAUUUUGUGUGUACGUUUGUGUACAAGGAAUUCUCAAGGUUUCACAAGGAAAUUACACCUAUGUUUGACGGUCUUCAAAACAACAGGGUUGAAUGGAAAACACGAGCUGAUGAAUAUGAAGAGAAGAUGAAAGUUAUUGAGGAACAAAAGAAAAAGGAAGAAGAAGAAGCUGCCAAAAAAGGUGGAAAGGGUCGAAAAUGACCUAAUAACAUGGUGAUCCACAGCUUUCAAAUCUGAAGGUGCAGCUGGAGGUGGUGGAAGUGCAGAGGACGGAAAAUCCAAAACAUGUACAAUUUUGUAAUUCUUUGUCUCAGACACUGUUUCUGCUACAGAAAAGGCACCUAGAAAGAACUUCAACAAGCCCCAGUGGA